GCAACGAUUUGGUUCUCCAUGUAGAUUCAUCCACCAAGCCAAACCUAGGGAAGCACAAGCACACUGCACCAUGGCGCUCACCGUCAAGAGCACCGACGACCACGCCCUGCUCAACGCCGAGCACGAGCUCUGGGCGACCACGUUCUCCUACAUCAAGUCCAUGGCGCUCAAGUCCGCCCUCGACCUCCGCCUCGCCGACGCCAUCCACCACCACGGCGGCGCCGCCACCCUCCCCCAGAUAGCCGCCAGGGUCACGGUGCACCCGUCCAAGAUCCCCUGCCUGCGCCGCCUCAUGCGCACGCUCACCGUCUCGGGCGUCUUCAGCGUAGUCCAGCAGCAGGACGUCGUCGUCCCGGCUGCCUCCGUGAGCAACGGCACCUGCAACGGCGGCGUCGCCGCCGAGCCCUUGUACGCCCUCACGCCGGUGUCCCGCCUCCUCGUCGGCUCGCGGAACCUGGUCUCGAUCAUCACCAUGCUCCUCAGCCCCAACUUCGUCACCUCAUUCCUGGGGAUCGGCGCGUGGUUCGAGCACUCGCUGCCGGACCCGUGCCUCUUCACGCAGGCGCACGGCGAGGCCCUGUGGACGAUGGCCGACCGCGACGCCACCUUCGACGCGCUCAUCAACGACGCGAUGGUCUCCGACAGCAGCUUCAUCAUGGACAUCGCCAUCAGGGAGUGCGGCGAGGUCUUCCAGGGGAUAGGCUCCCUGAUGGACGUCGGGGGCGGCCUCGGCGCCGCGGCCCAGGCCAUCUCCGGGGCGUUCCCAAGUCUGGAAUGCACCGUGAUGGACCUCGACCACGUCGUCGCCAAGGCUCCGGCUGGCACCGACGUGAACUACGUCGUCGGCGACAUGUUCGAGAGCGUUCCGCCGGCAGACGCUGUCUUUCUCAAGGUCAAUGAUGUUAUGACUUUCAAUCAGAACUCAGAUAUGGAUCUGAUCAUUAGCAAUGGCAACCCAUCACCUAAGUUGAGUUUUGAAAAGUAUUUUACUUUGAUGGAGGAAAAUUCAAAGUCUUAGACCAAAAAAAUGACGAAAGUGUUGUAGUUCAUUGUAAAUACAAGAUCCGGCUUUUGAGAGCUGAUAUGGUUAAUAUUUUCUCUAAUAUUUCAUUCAGCUUAGCUUCUACCAGCCUAUCAUAACGCUUUCCAAGUUAUGCACCCUAUACCCAAUCAUUUUGUUCACUAUGAUAUAACUACCUGCUCCAAGUACACUAUUGCAAAUUCAGAAAGUGCACUCAGUCGAUUUUAGAAAGAGAACUACCUGGUCUCUGAAAUACUGAAAAAUCAAUAGUGAGAGAAGCUCAUUUCACUAAGAGUUGGAAUUCCGCACGGUCUUUAUUUCAGGAGAAACAGUGGCAACUACUUCUAGAACAUGACAGUCAAUGAACAUAGAAAUGAGGAGCCUACAAGCCAGAGUUGAGAACCAUAACUAGUAUCUUAGUUAC
Molecule: messenger RNA, 1445 nt
Organism: Aegilops tauschii subsp. strangulata
Lineage: Eukaryota; Viridiplantae; Streptophyta; Magnoliopsida; Poales; Poaceae
Product: O-methyltransferase ZRP4
Molecular function (GO): protein dimerization activity; O-methyltransferase activity
Source: RefSeq, a predicted model, not a curated record